AUGGCCAACACGGAGUGCACCUUCAUUGUCAUCAAGCCGGACGGCGUGCAGCGCGGCCUGGUGGGCGACAUCAUCAAGCGCUUUGAGCAGAAGGGAUUCCGUCUUGUGGCCAUGAAAUUCAUGAAGGCCUCUGAGGAGCACCUGAAGCAACAUUAUAUUGACCUGAAGGACCGCCCAUUCUUCCCGGGCCUGGUGAAGUACAUGAAUUCAGGACCAGUUGUGGCCGUGGAACAUCAUUCAUGGCAGCGAUUCAGUAAAAAGUGCUGA
Molecule: messenger RNA, 267 nt
Organism: Chrysochloris asiatica (Cape golden mole)
Lineage: Eukaryota; Metazoa; Chordata; Mammalia; Afrosoricida; Chrysochloridae
Product: nucleoside diphosphate kinase B-like
Exons: 2
Coding region: 1-267 (88 amino acids)
Biological process (GO): GTP biosynthetic process; CTP biosynthetic process; regulation of apoptotic process
Molecular function (GO): nucleoside diphosphate kinase activity
Source: RefSeq, a predicted model, not a curated record